Molecule: messenger RNA, 1671 nt
Organism: Daphnia pulicaria
Lineage: Eukaryota; Metazoa; Arthropoda; Branchiopoda; Diplostraca; Daphniidae
Product: epidermal growth factor-like protein 7
Exons: 9
Coding region: 251-1444 (397 amino acids)
Biological process (GO): anatomical structure development
Cellular component (GO): cell surface; extracellular region
Molecular function (GO): signaling receptor binding; calcium ion binding
Source: RefSeq, a predicted model, not a curated record
UGGCUGCUUGUUUCAGUGCUCGUCCGUCUUACACAAGACAAACAACCAAACGCCUUGGCGCUCCUGACUUUGACUUGUUGGUGGUUGUACACAGUCGAUCGUUCCUGUUAGUUGGGUGCCAUGUCUUUCAAAAAGCUUCCGAGCAACAGCCGGAACUGAAACGCUCGAUCCGGUCGCUAACUGGCUGGACUUUCAUUUCAUCUGGGGAUUUAUAAAAUCGAUCGAAAAGAUAUAUAAUCAAUAUUCGAAAAUGCGUCCGAGUGCGAGGAAACAAUUAUUGGUGAUUCUGAUCGUCCAGUGCUCCUGGUUUCUGGCUCGUAUCGAGAGCGGCCGGGUGGGACAUGCCAUGACGGAAGACGAGAAGCAAUCGGCCUUCGAGCAGUUGUUGGGCAAGGCUAGCCGAUUACGGAUGGCCGGAUCAUCUCAGACCUUAUUCGAAGCGACGACGAUCCAGCCGCCGACCAUCGCUACAAUGUCGACUGCCAUGCCGAUCAUGUUGAGUGAUGAAGAGGCCAAAAGGCACGAUCGGCGGCACGCCGUCCACCAGCCAAAGAAACACAACAAAAAGGAUCAUUCCAAACGUCAGCAUCACGCUGGACGGCAUGUUUGCACGCACGAGGAGACGAUUACACGGCCAAUCAGAGUGGUGGAAUCUUACUGCAAACCGGCCUACAAAUCCUUCACCCAGCGCUGCAGCAACGGAACCAUGUGCACGGCCUUCAGGGUGCAGUACGACACGAUCUACCGAACGGUGGUCAAGUACCAGACCACCACGGAGAAGAAACACGCCUGCUGUCCCGGAUGGACCCACACGGAGAAACACACCCACGGAUGUUUGCAAGCUGUGUGCAGUAAAGGCUGCAAGAAUGGUGGCACUUGCGUCAAACCCAACACUUGCAACUGCGCUCCGGGAUACACUGGCCCGUCUUGCGAGUCAGACCUGGACGAAUGCGCAGCGCCGAGCAGCAACCUUUGCCAGCAAACUUGUAUCAACUCAGCCGGAAGUUAUCAAUGUGCCUGUCACGACGGCUUCCAACUCCAGGACGACGGGAGAUCUUGCAAAUUUCGACUGGAACUGGUUCCAGAGCUUAAGACACUUCUGAUAAACUACGAGUCCAUGUCUAAACGAUUGGCCGCACUGGAACAGGAGCCCCGAGUUAAUAGUAGUCCAAGUCAACCACACCCUGCACCACAGGUGGACGUCAUUGACUAUCAGUCAACCAUCGCCAACAUGACGGAUCACAUCAUCUUAUUAGAAGAAAAGCUGAAUAAACUGCAAAAUGAAACGACCAUCUUGAUUGCAAAUAGCAACAACACCGUUGAAUCCUCAAACAAUGAAUCUCUGGAAUCUUUGAGCGAACAAGUGGCCAUCCUCGAGGAAAGACUGGCAGAUUGUACGUGCACAAUGGCACCUAUCGAUAACACAGUCAAGACGCGCCUUUAGCCGGAACAUUGCGCCGUCCAACCCUUCCAGCUAUCUUGCCACCGAGCGGAUCGUCACUUCCUUAAAAGUCCAAUACAUCAAAAGAAAACGAUUCGAAUCAACCAAACUUCCAUCUUAUUAUUUUCGCAUCAUCACAUCAAGCCACUGACUGCCACGUGAAGUGACUGUUAUUUUUUUUUUAAUAUCUGGAAUUUAACUGGAAAAUAUAUAGACGCUAAUUCAUCGGA